Trichosurus vulpecula (common brushtail) is the source of this 525-nucleotide messenger RNA. It is a transcript of the gene IGSF23, whose product is annotated as immunoglobulin superfamily member 23. NCBI's taxonomy places the organism in Eukaryota, Metazoa, Chordata, Mammalia, Diprotodontia, Phalangeridae. The record is from RefSeq and is a predicted model, not a curated record.
AUGAAGCUGUCCGGCAAUCCUCCGCAUGACUGGGGCAGCCCCUGGAAGAGGUUCCUGCUCACAGAUGGACCUGGAUCAGUGAUAACAUCAUCAUAUCCAGAACCAUACGAGGGCACUGUUGUGAGUGACCUCAACUAUUCUGUGGUCCUGCGAUGUUUGGCUACACCAAAUCCCAGUCCCCUGAUCACCUGGUCCUUUAACGGCAACAUGUGUGGGGUCCAUGACAAGUACAUUAUCCGGAGACUGACUCAGAAGGACCUGGGCAACUACACGUGCACGGCUCAGAACAGCGUGAGCCUGAUGGUCUCCAAUCCCAUCCGGGUGCAGCUGCCCAAGCCCCCUUCAGAGGACACUGACACAGACAUCGAACCCGAUCCCAUCUACUCCCUCUCUGGAGGUCCUGCCAUUGGCCUGACCAUUGCCAGAAUCACAGGGAUAAGCAGCUUCAUUGGGGGCAUAAUGUACUCUGUGAUCAAAAGGAUGGCAUUGAAGAAAGGAAGAACCAGCAAAUGUGGGUGUUUCUGA